AUGAGGCUCUUCAGCUCCUCCCCGUUUGCCUUUCCCCUCCUCUUUGCGACAACGUCCAUUCCGUCUCUCCUUUUGUUCAUACUAUUACCAAACAUAGUCAAAGCCCAAAGUCUCGAAGUUAGUCCCGACGGCCGCUGCUCCGAAGGCAUAACAUGCCACCGCUCUUCCUACGGCGACUGCUGUUCCGCCUCGGGCUGGUGCGGCUCUACGCUCAACCACUGCGGCGCUGGAUGUAACCCGCUAUACGGUCUCUGUUCGGGCCCAGGUUUAGGUCCAGGUUCAGGGAUAUCAUCAUUACCACAGACGGGACCUGUACAAACGUUGACGAGGACACUGACCACUGUUAUCACGCUCGUUACAUUGAUCACCUCGACGGCAACAUCUUCGAAUACCCUCGUUACAACUACAACAAGAACCAACACCGCCCAGAUCACGGCCACAGUCACAGCCACUGCGACGACCACGAAAACCCAAGCCCAAACUCAAACCUCGUUACUCCCCGGUGUCCCUGUCCCUCCGACAACAGUCACCGUCACCAAGACCAUCACAGCCACAGCCACAGCCACAACCACAGCACCAGGUAGCGUCAUCACCACUACCACGACUACUACUGCUCCAGCCAACACCGUGACCGUAAUCUUAACAACAACCGUCACCCAAAGAUGGGGAGGAGGAGGAGGAGGAGGAGGAGGAGGAGGAGGAGGAGGAGAAGGAGGAGGUGGACGACCAAUAUGGACAAUCACCCAGACACAAACCCAAACGCAGACGGUUACGAGUAUCAGCAUCAGCACGACCACCAGCAUUCGCACCUCCACGGCUACAGCAACGAGCACCAUUACUAGCUGUGACGAGGGUGGUGGUGGUGAUGGUGGUGGCGAUGAUGAGGGCGGCUGGCCCAGUGAUGGAGGUGGGCCGGGCUGGUGGGGGACAAGAACGAAUUGGAGCUGUAGGGAGAGGUGGAGGACUACCAUUACGAAGACGGUUACGGUUUCGAGGGGAAGCUGA
This is a messenger RNA of Sordaria macrospora k-hell, 1005 nucleotides long. RefSeq lists its product as uncharacterized. The record is from RefSeq and is a predicted model, not a curated record. Gene Ontology annotation, molecular function: chitin binding. NCBI's taxonomy places the organism in Eukaryota, Fungi, Ascomycota, Sordariomycetes, Sordariales, Sordariaceae.